UCCUUGUGAAGAUAAGAGUCUUGAAUUCUGCAUAUUCAGUACUGCCUUUGUCUAUGCAAAACAUGGCAAAUAAACAAGGGAACGGCACCAAGGUAGCUCCAAAGGGACACUUUGUGGUGUAUGUGGGCGAUGAGCUGGAGAGAUUUGAGGUUCCAUUAUCUCACUUGAAGAAUCCUACUUUCAAGAAACUACUAGAGAGAGCUGCAGAGGAGUUCGGAUUUAAUAACCAUGGUGGUAUUGUCCUUCCUUGUGAUGAAGCAACCUUCCACAUCAUGGUCUCAGAUAUUGCAGAAAAUGAGGGUGCAUAGGAUGCUAUCUCCCCAUGGC
Messenger RNA from Tripterygium wilfordii, 327 nucleotides. RefSeq names its product auxin-responsive protein SAUR50-like. The transcript has a single exon. Lineage: Eukaryota; Viridiplantae; Streptophyta; Magnoliopsida; Celastrales; Celastraceae. The record is from RefSeq and is a predicted model, not a curated record. Bases 54 to 308 code for a protein of 84 amino acids. Gene Ontology annotation, biological process: response to auxin.